UUUGUCCAAAGAGAAACAUGUACGGUUUAAUCUUGGAAAAUCUGGCCGAAUACAUAAGGCAGGUUUAUGGCGAAGAUAGAUGGGAGGAGAUUCGCAGACAGGCAUCUGUGGACCAGCCGAGUUUCAGUGUUCAUCAAGUUUAUCCGGAGAACCUGAUACCAAGAUUGGCAAAAAAAGCAAUUCAGGUACUCGGCGUGACGGAAAAGGAGUUCUUCGACCAAAUGGGCGUACACUUCGUAGGAUUCGUCGGUCAGUACGGUUACGAUCGCGUGCUCUCGGUACUGGGACGACAUGUGAGGGACUUCCUCAAUGGCCUGGAUAAUCUCCACGAGUAUCUCAAGUUCUCCUACCCGAGGAUGCGAGCGCCGUCGUUCAUCUGCGAAAACGAAACGCGUCAAGGUUUGACUCUUCAUUAUCGAAGCAAACGUCGGGGGUUCGUCUAUUAUACGAUGGGCCAGAUAAGGGAAGUGGCUCGACACUUUUAUCACAAAGAUCUGCAGAUCGAGCUGGUGCGCGAGGAAGUGCUGUUUGACACCGUGCACGUGACCUUCCAACUCACUUUCGACAAUCGCGCCUUCACGCUCGCCUCACUGGCGAUGACUCGUGAGGAGAAGCACCUGCCGAUCGGGGCGUGCGUGCUCUUCGAGAUAUUUCCCUUCUGCAUCGUCUUUGGCUCGGAUAUGGUAGUUAGAAACAUCGGCAAUUCAUUAAUGGUCAUAUUACCAGAUCUGGUAGGCAAGAAAAUCACAUACUUCUUUGAUUUGGUUCGACCGCUUAUCGCGUUCAAAUUUCAAUCGAUAUUGAAUCGAACGAAUAACAUCUUUGAGUUGGUUACUGUUGAACCAGUGCUUACGGAACGAUUGAAUGACCGGCACAGAAAUGAAAUUUUCUUAAGUGACGAACUUGAAGUCGUAGAAGAUAAAACUUUACGGUUAAAAGGUCAAAUGAUAUACAUGGAUAAUUGGAAAAUGAUGAUGUAUCUUGGUACACCAGUCAUGCCCGAUCUAAACGCUUUAAUAGCGACAGGCCUUUACAUAAAUGAUCUCUCGAUGCAUGAUUUCAGCCGAGAUCUCAUGCUAGCUGGGACUCAACAGUCCGUGGAGCUGAAAUUAGCGUUAGAUCAAGAACAGCUUAAGAGUAAAAAGCUGGAGGAAUCCAUGAGAAAAUUGGAUGAGGAAAUGAAACGUACCGAUGAAUUAUUGUAUCAGAUGAUUCCUAAACAGGUCGCGGAUCGUUUGAGAAAUGGUGAAAGUCCGAUUGAUACUUGCGAGAUGUUCGACAGCGUGUCGAUCUUAUUUUCGGAUGUGGUGACCUUUACUGAGAUUUGUAGUAGAAUCUCCCCUAUGGAAGUUGUGUCCAUGUUGAAUGCCAUGUAUUCGCUGUUUGAUACUUUGACCGAGAGAAAUCGAGUGUACAAGGUCGAAACUAUAGGUGAUGCUUACAUGGUAGUCUCUGGUGCGCCGGUAAAAGAAAACGAUCAUGCGGAUCGCGUAUGCGAUAUGGCUCUCGAUAUGGUCGAGGCAAUAACCGAUCUCAAGGAUCGUUCGACAGGUAAUCAUCUUCAGAUACGCGUUGGCAUUCAUAGCGGUGCGGUCGUGGCCGGGAUCGUUGGCUUGAAGAUGCCGCGAUAUUGUCUUUUUGGCGAUUCCGUUAAUACGGCAGCUCGUAUGGAAGCAACUAGCCAGGCUAUGCAGAUACACAUAUCUGAAUCCACACGGGAAUUGCUAUCGCCCUCGUACAAAGUUAAAGAACGCGGAGAAAUCGAGGUCAAAGGAAAAGGUACGAUGAAGACCUAUUGGCUGGAGAAGCGAGAAAAGCGUUCCGUCAUGACUAAGGGUAUUACUAUACAGGAACCCCAUCAAUGGCAUACGAGAAGCUUCGAGAAAAGGAUUUCCACAGUGGGCGCGAUAGGUCUGAUGAUAAGUCCAGGCAUGUAUGACAAGUCAACUUCGAGAGACGUACCGUCGAGACGAGGUUCGUCGAAGAUGUCAUCCCCGACGCCACCGGGGUCCUCGGGAUUUUUUUCCGAAGAAAGAAGAAUAUACUCCCCCAUUACUUUUCACGAUGUCGCGAGACGAUCAGUCGCCAACUCGCCAACGAAGAACAUGGAAAUUCGAGAGUGUCGAUCGAAUUCUAUGGGCGCGAUGGGCGUCAAGAAUGUCUCCGAUAUGUUCAGUUCUCUCCUGAGCGACACGGAGGAGCACUUUCGGCAGCAUCGGGACAGUUUGUCGCCGCGUGCAGAAAAUCGAUCGGCUAGCGUGCAUAUGAAACCGGAAGUGAAGAUCAAUACCGUCUCGUCCUCGUCUUCGCAGAGCUCCGAGGACGAGUCAAAUCCGUCGCUGACCUCGUCGCAAACGCGAAAGGAUAACGUGGAUAUGACAGCUGGUGACAACAGCGAAUGCGCGGCGAUCAGCAGCGAUCUCAGCAAUUCUCAGUUGCUGAUGCAGCAAGACCAGUGCUGUCCGGGAUUCACCAUGCCGAAGAGUAGCAAAAUGCGUCAUCAGGGGAACAGUUGUAUUAUUUUCUAGAGCAAAAGAUGGAGAUCGAUAAGACUAAUCUUUAGAGUUUGGCAUUAAGUCGUUUUAUGUGUAUUAUUUUCUCACUUGUUGUUAUUUAUCUUCUUUUUAAUACAUGAGAAAUAAAAAUAUCUCAUUAUUUUCUUUAAGGGAAAAAUCGAUUUUCAAAGAUCUAGAGGUUCCAUCGUGAAAGAAAUAUAAUAUAUGACCGUACAUUGUGUAUAACAUACAGAUAACAUUGUUGUUUUUAAAGUAACCUUGCAAUUAAAAGAUAUGGAAAAAUAUUCUUCAUCUAUUCCAUGUGAAAUAGAUUCUUUGGUAAAUUUUUAAGUAAAUAUUAAAGCAGUUCUUGUGUAUGUUACUUUGAUGCAAGACAAUUGAAUUAUUAUCGAUAGCACAUGAUUAUACUAACAAUAAAUGUACUUCACGCAUAUUUAAU
Camponotus floridanus (Florida carpenter ant) is the source of this 2955-nucleotide messenger RNA. It is a transcript of the gene Gyc88E, whose product is annotated as soluble guanylate cyclase 88E. Bases 18 to 2528 code for a protein of 836 amino acids. Gene Ontology annotation, molecular function: oxygen sensor activity; heme binding; guanylate cyclase activity. Gene Ontology annotation, cellular component: guanylate cyclase complex, soluble. The transcript is spliced from 12 exons. The record is from RefSeq and is a predicted model, not a curated record. NCBI's taxonomy places the organism in Eukaryota, Metazoa, Arthropoda, Insecta, Hymenoptera, Formicidae. Gene Ontology annotation, biological process: nitric oxide-cGMP-mediated signaling; cGMP biosynthetic process; response to oxygen levels.